AUGCUGAUGCUCACCAGGCGCUGCGUGGGCGGCUUGCCGCCCUAUUCAGCCUUCCUUCAGGGUAGUCGGUCUUCUCCCUUUAAAAUAAUAUUGCUCUUGAAAUAUAACUACAUACUGAGAUGUGGACGAUAUGGCAGGAAGAGAUUUCUUAUUUUAUAUAUAGCAGCCGUAUCUUCGUCUGAUAUCUGA
Aspergillus niger is the source of this 189-nucleotide messenger RNA. RefSeq lists its product as uncharacterized. NCBI's taxonomy places the organism in Eukaryota, Fungi, Ascomycota, Eurotiomycetes, Eurotiales, Aspergillaceae. The coding region runs from base 1 to 189 and encodes 62 amino acids. The record is from RefSeq and is a predicted model, not a curated record. The transcript is spliced from 3 exons.